CUGCUUGAUAAUUGGCAUCCACGCCGCCGCCGAGCGCAGCCGGAGGAAAGCAGCAGCAGGAGUGCAGUCGCGUCUGAAAAUUAGCAGCAUCGCUCAACCAAACGCAGGAAACAUCCACCAGGAAAUCUUUUCUUACAUCAUGGAGCAGAAACAAACCAUCAACUUUGGCGCCGGUCCUGCAAAACUCCCCCAAUCCGUGCUGCUUCAAGCUCAGAAGGAGCUCCUCAACUUCAGUGGCCUCGGUAUUAGUGUCCUCGAGAUGAGUCACCGAUCAGGAGAUUUCAACAAAAUCAUCAACAAAACGGAGAAUCUCCUGCGAGAGUUGUUAAACAUCCCGGACAACUACAAGGUGAUGUUCCUGCAGGGCGGCGGCUCUGGACAGUUCAGCGGUGUCCCCCUCAACCUGAUUGGUCUUAAAGAGGACAUGUGCGCCGAUUACCUGGUGACCGGCACGUGGUCGGCAAAAGCAGCGAAAGAAGCAGAGAAAUACGGCAAAGUCAACAUUGUCCACCCGAAGCUGGAUAGUUACACGAAAAUCCCGGACCCCAGCAGCUGGACCCUGAACCCCUCAGCCUCAUACGUGUACUACUGCUGCAACGAGACGGUCCACGGCGUGGAGUACAACUUCACACCUGAGACUAACGGGGUUGUUCUCGUCAGCGAUAUGUCCUCCAACUUCCUGUCUCGACCUGUGGACGUGUCGAAGUUUGGGCUGAUUUUCGCCGGCGCUCAGAAGAACGUCGGCUGUGCUGGGGUAACUGUGGUCAUCGUGCGAGAGGACUUGAUAGGCCACGCCCUCAAAGAGUGUCCCAUUGUCCUGGACUACAAGGUGCAGACUGAAAACAACUCCCUCUACAACACACCGCCGUGUUUCAGUAUCUACAUCAUGGGUCUGGUUCUGGAGUGGAUUAAGAACAACGGAGGCAGUGCUGCUAUGGAGGUGCUCAACAAGCAGAAGUCCUCCAUGAUUUAUGACAUCAUCAACACCUCUAAUGGUUUCUAUGAGUGUCCCGUAGACGUGACUUGUCGAAGCCGCAUGAACGUACCGUUUCGUGUGGGGAAGAAAGAAGGCAACGAAGCUUUGGAAAAGGACUUUCUGGCCGGUGCAUCCAAACGUGGAAUGAUAUCGCUGAAAGGACACAGGUCAGUUGGAGGAAUUCGGGCAUCUCUGUAUAACGCUGUGACGCUGGAGGACACUGCAGCCCUGGCCACCUAUAUGAAAGAGUUCCUGAAAGAGCACCAGUAAAACAAGCCAGUCUCAAAAGUCAGGUGACAUCACACAGAAGCAUUUCAAAACUACAUUUUACAGCUGAAAAUAAAAGUUUGCUUCUUCUAGAUAAGAUCCAUGUUGGAUCUGGAAGGUGCACCUUUAGACACAUUUUGUAAAACCUGUUCAAUGUUUCCUAAUAAGCUUUAACCACUACUAUUGCCAGUAAUGUCUUAAAUACAUGUGUGUGUCUUAGAAUUACUGUUUUAAUGCAUUUGUUGACUAACAGUGCUUUAAUGUAAAUACUGUAGGUAAUUCUUGUUAGCUGUUUAAAAUACAUUUACAUUCCAGUAAAUAUUAACUUGGCAAUAUUUAAGUUUUGCAGCACAAUCUAUUGUCUUGAGUGCAUUUUACUAUAAACAGCAUUCUGUAUUUUAUAACCAUUUUGAGCCAAUAUCAGAUUCCUAAACAUAUUUUUAUGUGCACUUUGAAGUGUUACAUUACAAAAAGCUGCACGGAGAUCCCAACAUUUGCUAGAACAUCCUAAAUUUUGCAAAAGAAAAACAGUCAUUGGGUGGUUUUUUUUACCUUUCGUGAAAAAGAGUUAAUGCGCUAAAUAGGAUAUGGAAACACCUUUGCUGAGUAAGUAGCAAACAUUUAACAUGACUGAAGCACUUUAUCUACUGUCUGCUACUUUUUGGUUAUUCCCAAUUUGCCUUUGUGCCUGAACAGUAUGAAUUAUGGUAAAUUCUCGCUGACAUGAAAGAACAACUGAAACUUGCCCACUUGAAACAAAUUCUUUAAGACCUCGCUUCAUUUUUCUCCCAUCAGCUUGCAGCCUCUACUUCCUCUACUCUGUUUACUGUCAAAACACAGCCAUGUCUAAAUCGAAUAGCCUAUAAUGCCAACUUUUUGACAAAAGUGCUUUGUGUAGCUCAGUUUAUUCACUUUAAACCACGCUGAUUAUAGUUUGUAUUCUUCCCUUUUUAUUAGUAUUUAGCUUUUCAUUUUUAUUCUAGUUACCAGAGUGGAUUGGCUUUGUCUCCCUUUUGUUUUUGUUAAUUAAACGUUUAGUUUUUCUUAGUUUUAGGAGCAAGAUUUAGGAAGUUCAGAAAAGGUAUUACAACAGAGCAACCAUUUUUUGAAGGCAGUUGACUCAGAGUUAUUUAGACAUCCCAGUCUUGAGAAACGGAUACACCAAUGCCUCCUCAUGCUGGCUGUGUUCACAAAUUUGACUAAACUGGCAAAGAAUAAAACUUACAACUCUUACUUUA
Molecule: messenger RNA, 2481 nt
Organism: Plectropomus leopardus (leopard coralgrouper)
Lineage: Eukaryota; Metazoa; Chordata; Actinopteri; Perciformes; Serranidae
Gene: psat1
Product: phosphoserine aminotransferase 1
Biological process (GO): L-serine biosynthetic process
Cellular component (GO): cytoplasm
Molecular function (GO): pyridoxal phosphate binding; O-phospho-L-serine:2-oxoglutarate transaminase activity
Source: RefSeq, a predicted model, not a curated record